GGACAUGGCAGGCGUCAUCUACCAUCUUCAUAGGGUGUGAGGAUGCUUUGAGAGGGAGAGUCCUGAGAUCCUUUGAUACAUAGAUGCUGAAACACAGGCAGAGCAAGGGCAGGGGAAUUAUACAAAGUCAGCAGGGAGUCCUACAGAGUCAGGAGCAGAGGGAGAACUUGCCCUGGAUCUCUGGACUCCCAGGCCUGGCCUCUUCCACAGCAUCCUGCCAAACUCUCCCCUCUGGAAGGAAGUUGGCCUUAUAUAUACCCUUCCUGGCCUGCUUUACCAGAGUCCUUGAGACUGGCUGAGGACUGGUUGCCAUAGAGAUGGCGGGACGGGCAGUUCCAAGGUUGGCAGAUGGGGGUGGGGGAUGCGGCAAGACACCAAUAUGCUAAACACCCACCAACAGUCGGUCAGGACCGCAUCGAGGAGACCAGGGCAAGACACACGACAGCAGGCUCCAAGGACGGUCACAGGUCUGCUCCAGCUUCUCUCAAGCAUCCCCCAAGCUGAGCAGGGGAGUCUUGGGAGCGGUGAUGCUGUAAUUCAGAGCCAGCAGCAGAGGUCUCGGAGCGCAGGGCAGACGGCAAAGAAGGACCGGAGGCUCAGGGGCCGGAACAAGAAAGGGCAAGGCUCUGCUGAGGCUGAGGAUCUCGUCCCCUCUCCUCCUCGGAAACCCUCCUUCCCCUUCCAGUGGGCCUGGGAGAGCUUCACCUCAGAUGGCCGGGCUCUGCUUCAGCCAGGCUCCACCUCGGCUCCUGGCCACCAAGCCCUGCCCUUGCCCUCAGAGGCCCAGCAGCACAAGUCCAGGCGCAAGUCCACGGCCAACCUCCCGGAGGCCCAUGGCUUCUGCUGGAAGACAGAGGCGCCAAACCUGGAGAGGGGACAGCACCUCAGGGCCUGUAGCUGCAUCCCCAUCCCUCCAGGCAACGAGGGGAGCCAAGCGCUGGAGCCGCCUGGGAAGAGCUCGCCAUUGGGGUCGGAGUCCGAGGAGGCUGAGCAAGAGGGCCCAGGUGCUGAGGAGGCCAAGAGGGGUCUGAGCCCUGGGGAACUGCCCCAGCUCCCCAGAAGGGGGUCGAUCCUAGAGGAGGAGCUGUCUGCAGAGGCCAUGGAGGAGGCCGAGGAGGGCGAGCACAGGGCCUCCCAGAGAAGGAGGGCGGGCUCUCGAAGAAAGGGGCGGAAUUCUGGCGAGGAGGCCUGGGACGAGAGUGAGCUGCGGGGCCAGGGGAGCGGCUCCUGCUCCAACAACCUCCGAGGACCGCAGAGGAGGAAGACAAGGGCCAAGGAGCCGGAGGGGCCGUGGGACCUGGACAAGCUGCAGAGGCAGCUGCAGCUGGAGCUGGACGGUGGCCCCGAGAAGCAGCCCUGGAAGGCUUUGCGGGCUGCUGUUCAGGCCUCCUGCUGGAGCAAGAAGGCCCAUGCCUUGGGAGAUGAUGAGACUUUCCUGUUUGCAAACUUCCCAAACCGCACCUUCCACAAACGACAGGAGGCCACCAGAAACCUGCUGCAGGCCUGGGAGCGGCAGCAGCAGGAGGAACAGCAGCAGGCAGAGCUGCGGCGGGCCCGGGAGCAGCGGGUACAGAAGCAAGUGGCUCGCUGCCUGGCAGCCUACGCACCCAGAGGGAGCCGGGGGCCGGGGGCUGCUCCGCGCAAGCUGGAGGAGCUGAGGCGCCAGGAGCGACAGCGGUUUGCUGAGUACCAGGCAGAGCUGCAAGGCAUCCAGCACCGGGUGCAGGCCCGGCCCUACCUGUUCCAGCAGGCCAUGCAGGCCAACGCCCGGCUCACUGUGACCCGGCGCUUCUCCCAAGUGCUGUCGGCACUGGGACUGGAUGAGGAGCAGCUGUUGGCUGAGGAGGGAAAGGGGGACACAGGGGGCACCCCCAGGAAAUCCAGGAACCAAAGGUCAGUGGGGGCGAGAAUGGAGCACUCUCCUCAGAGCCCCCCAAAGACAGAACCCACUGGCAGCCAGCCUGAGGAGCACUCCACCCCAAGUCCAGACGAAGAGUCCAGUCCCUGAGAAAAAAAUUAAAUGCUUUGUGGAAAAUA
Messenger RNA from Hippopotamus amphibius kiboko, 2037 nucleotides. It is a transcript of the gene TSGA10IP, whose product is annotated as testis specific 10 interacting protein. Gene Ontology annotation, biological process: cilium organization. NCBI's taxonomy places the organism in Eukaryota, Metazoa, Chordata, Mammalia, Artiodactyla, Hippopotamidae. Gene Ontology annotation, cellular component: ciliary basal body; photoreceptor connecting cilium; cilium. Bases 362 to 2008 code for a protein of 548 amino acids. The transcript has 8 exons. The record is from RefSeq and is a predicted model, not a curated record.